AUGAUGGUACGCAUGACUGCUACCAACGGCCGCACUCGGCUCUCUCGGUCGCUGAGCGGCUGGAGGCGCCUCCCGACCGCGCACUUCGACAACGCCGUGCUGCGCGAGCUGCCGAUCGACGCCGAGCCCAAGAACUUCGUGCGCAGCGCCGUGUCCGGCGCCUGUUUCUCUCGAGUGGAGCCCACGCCCAUCGCCAGUCCGGAAUUGGUGGUCACGUCUCCUAAUUCCCUGCUUUUAGCAGGCAUCGAGCUAAUUCAGGGUGACGACCAAGAUAAUAGCAGUGACGAACGUGGAAUUAGCGACAAUUUACAGCCGAUCGACACUUUAGUGCCCGUUUUAGCGGGCAACAAGCUGCUGCCGGGCUCCGAGACUGCGGCCCAGUGCUACUGCGGCCACCAGUUCGGCUUCUUCUCGGGCCAAUUGGGGGACGGAGCGGCCCUUUAUUUGGGAGAAAUCGUCACGGAAGGAGAGAGAUGGGAGCUUCAACUCAAAGGCUCGGGGCUCACUCCGUACUCUCGCACGGCCGACGGCCGCAAGGUGCUGAGAUCAACUCUGAGAGAGUUUCUGUGCAGUGAAAACAUGUUCGCUCUCGGAGUGCCCACGACUCGGGCGGGGAGCGUCGUCAUGUCCAGAGAGACGCAAGUGUUGAGGGAUAUUUUCUACAAUGGCAACGCCAAGAUGGAGCCCACGGCGGUGGUGACGAGAAUCGCUAAGAGUUUUCUGAGAUUCGGAAGUUUCGAGAUUUUCAAGGACGAGGACGAGUUCACGGGUAUGAUGGGCCCUAGCGCUCACCUGGAGGACAAGCAGGAGAUGAUGACCAAGAUGCUGGACUUCACCAUUCGGCAGUAUUUCCCUGAAUUUUUUGGAGAAGAGAACAUGUACGAAAAGUUUUUUGAAGAAGUGGUGCACCGCACGGCCAAGCUGGUGGCCAAGUGGCAGACGAUCGGCUUCUGUCACGGCGUGCUGAACACGGACAACAUGAGCAUUGUGGGGGACACGCUGGACUACGGUCCGUUUGGAUUCAUGGAGCACUUUGACCCGAAGCACAUUUGCAACACGUCGGACGACCGAGGACGCUACCGCUACGAGUCGCAACCCGACAUCUGCAAGUGGAACUGCGGUGUGCUAGCGGACCAACUGGGACUGGUGACGGAUCGAGCAGCUUUGGAGCCUGCUCUGGAGGCGUUUCAUAGUGUCUACCAAGAGGAGUACAUGCGCCUGAUGCGUGAGAAACUGGGGUUGACAUCUCAACGCGGUGAAGAGAAAGAGGACAAGAUGCUGGUUGACACGCUGGUCGACGUGCUCGCGCACACGGGCGCCGACUUUACGAGUACGUUCAGGUACCUAAGUGGACUGGACGCGGUCGACUCCGGCGAUUCUCGUGAGCGUGUGCUGAACCAGCUCGUGGGCGUCUCAGAAACUCUGGCCCAGCAGAAGCGCAAGCUGGAGCAGGAGUUUGGAGGAGUUUCUGAUGCCCAGUUCGACAUGAUCGUGAUGCUGCUCCAGGAGAACCCCGUGCGUGCUCGACAGUAUGGCAUCACGCACGAGCUCGUGGCUCAGAUGAAGGCCAAUCGUGCAGCGAAGGAGGUGCUGGAUGCGAUGACGGAUGAAGAGCGUAUGGAGAGCAUUCGGACUGCGUGGGAAGACUGGAUCGAUGUCUACAUUUCGCGAAUCAAGGAGGAAGGAGAUGCUGCGAGUUACUCCGAGCGUCGCCAGCACAUGCUGAAGGUCAACCCGUUGUUCGUGCUGCGCAACCACGUGGCUCAGAAGGCCAUCGACUUGGCGUAUGAAGGCGACUACGACGGAGUGCAACACAUUUUCGAGCUAUUGACGCGUCCGUUUGACGACCCGAGUGACGAGGGAGAUCUGGAGUAUGCUCGUCCUCAGGACCCAUCCACCGCCCCGCUGUGUGUGUCCUGUUCGUCGUAA
Molecule: messenger RNA, 1929 nt
Organism: Phytophthora sojae
Lineage: Eukaryota; Oomycota; Peronosporomycetes; Peronosporales; Peronosporaceae
Exons: 1
Coding region: 1-1929 (642 amino acids)
Source: RefSeq, a predicted model, not a curated record